AAGUAGAAGGAGAACCUUCUGCUAAAGCCUUGAUCAAUGGCAGCGGUCUUGGACAGGUGAAAGAAAUCCAAUCUAACACGUCAGUCUUGGAGCUGGUUCUAGAAGAUCUACAAUGUGAAGACUCGGGACGAUAUUUUUGUAUGGGAGUCAAUGGCUUUGAGGAUAGCGGGACGAUGGAUCACAAACUUGUGGAUGUUAAUAUUGAGUGUGUACUAAAAAUAAGAUAUCCACCACCGGAAGUCCCCGUUGUCCGCGUGUCACGUGACAAAAACACAGUGUUUACACUUGAGAUUUACGGAUAUCCUGAGCCGACAAAAUUUGGUCUAAAAAUAGAAUCAGGGAAUUCCGUUUCUGACGUAGACAAGAAAACCUACGAUAUCUCGUACAUCAGCACGGUGCCACCAUUUGGUCUGGUCACCGUGACCUUCUAUGAUAAAACCACCAGGGUCAUCACGACCUACAUACUGAGUGUGACCAACACAGAAGGGGAGCUGAAGCUCAAGUUUGACGUCAUCAAUCAAGGUGUUAAGUCAAAGACUAGUAAAAUAGAAAAUAAAACAAUGAUGACAAUAAUAGGUUUUCUAAUUGCCAUCUUUGUUUAGGGUGUAAAUAUCUAUAUCACAAAAAAAUUCCAUCUUGCUUGUCUACUACACCCUGUUUUAGAUUAUUUUAAGCUCUUAACUAAAUAUA
This is a messenger RNA of Physella acuta, 690 nucleotides long. RefSeq lists its product as uncharacterized. The record is from RefSeq and is a predicted model, not a curated record. NCBI's taxonomy places the organism in Eukaryota, Metazoa, Mollusca, Gastropoda, Physidae.